Molecule: messenger RNA, 3156 nt
Organism: Saccostrea echinata
Lineage: Eukaryota; Metazoa; Mollusca; Bivalvia; Ostreida; Ostreidae
Product: divergent protein kinase domain 2A-like
Exons: 5
Coding region: 134-1501 (455 amino acids)
Source: RefSeq, a predicted model, not a curated record
AACUGAAAAGAUAAGAUAGUUCAAAAUUUCAAAAGAUUGUCUUGCAUAUGAUAACUUUAAUAAGACAGAUCUACUAGUAGAAAUCAAUAAAUUAACAGUACAAGUAUAUGCCAUGUAGUGGCAUUUUCCAACCAUGCUUUCUGCAGAAAUACGAAAUAGAAGAUCAGGACCAUCAAAGGCUUCUAUGACUCGUGUUCAUUCUAUUGUAUCUGAUGCCACUUUCAGACUAAGGAGGCUUCCAGUGAGGGCCAAGUGCUUUCUUAUAUUUGCUGCUGUCCUUUCAUUCUACCUGUAUGGAAGCCUAUUUUUAUCUCUAUCUAAGAAUCACUUGACAGAGGAGUCAUAUUUACAGACAGAUAAAUGUCCAGCAUGUUUUGGACAUAGUAUAUGCAUGGAUUUAAAGGACGGUUUGGUCAGAAUGAAAGGAUGGUCAAGAAUAAAAUUUUUAGAUUUUGUGAAUUUAAAGAAUGUCCAUCUAGGACAUCAUGAGGGUCUAGAUAAACAAGUUAUUUUAAAGAAGUUAGCACAUAACAGAGAAUGGGAAAAUAUUGACAACAAAAUUUGCACUGAGGCAAACAGACCUCUUGGAUGUGAUGUUGCAAGAGUGCUGGACAAAAUGAAAGUGACAAAUUCAAUUCAGAGAGAAGGAUUACAGCCAAAACACCUGAAAGAUUUAAACUACAUGUUUGCCUGUCCAACAUAUAAUUUAAUAGACAGAAUAUAUAGAUAUUAUAAAGAAAAAGUCUACCCUGAGCGACGUGAAAUGAUGUUUAGGGAUAAACUACAAAUAUAUGCAACUGCAAUGGUGAAUCCAGAACCUCUUAUACUACAGACAUUCCCAAAGAGUGAAGGCUGGCCAUUUCCUGAGUACUAUGGAGCUUGUGGAAGGUUUAUUGUUGUCAGCAAUGAAGGAGAACCUCUAAAUAAUUUCUACAAUGCACCAUGGCAUAAAAGGGCUGAUUUGGCAUACCAAAUAAUGAAGAUUGCAGAAAGACUAACAAACCAUGGCAAUCCUUAUGGCUUAUACUGGACGGAUUUAAGUUACGAAAACCUAGUGGUGGACGACACUGGAAGAGUUACGGUUAUUGAUGUGGAGAAUGUAGUGGUGGUGGAUAGACUAGCCAUCCAAAAAGUUAAACCCAAAGGAUACGAUGAUUUACUUGAAUCAAAAUUUGAUGAUUGCGGAGGUAAGAACUGCUUGGUCUUCUCAACAGAAGAUCUCUGUUCUCAUAAAGAGUCGGACCACAACUAUUUUGCAGCCUGUCGCAAUCUCCUCUCCAAAUAUGCUAACGAGGGUGAUUUAGGCAUGCCAGAUGGACUCCUCCAUGAUAUGCCAAAUUACGCUCGAGAUGACUUUGAUUUAGAGCACCUGCUGAAUGAAUGUGUUCAUCCUACUGUAGCAGAAGGGAGAAUGAAGGCAAAGCAGAAAAUUAUGGAUGCAUUGGACCAGUUACGCAAUGUUGUUGAUAAGAAAGAUAUAGCCGAAGGAGACAGAAUUUGAAAAAUCAGGUCAUUUGAUGUAAUUGGCUGUAAAAGUAAUUAUUUUGAUUGUUUUCCAUUAUAAGUGAUGAAGCACUGCUUAUGUAUGAAAAGAUAUAUACCUCAGGGGGUGCCUUAAACACUUUAUACAAAAUAAGACUAAAAGGAUGAUUGUUGAAUUUAAGUGAUAUUACAUUGGGUAUUGCAAGUUUUUAUGGACACAGUUAAUCUUUCAAUUUUUGGUCUUCUUCAGUAAAUAUUUUUUUUAAUUAUUAACCUUGCUGGCUUGUGCAGGGUUAACUGUGGUCUCACCAUGUACUGGAUUUGUAUUAGCUUUACAGAUAUGUGCAUGGCUAUGACUUUUUUGAUUCAUUUAAGAAUCUAUUUUACAUGUAAUGUAAUCAUGUAUAUGUACCUGUACAUGAACAAUACAUUGCACUCUUUCAGCAACAAUUAAAUUACAUUGUAAAUGUACAGGGAGUUUAUUUAGCAUCAAAUUAUCAUUUAUUGCAUUGCACUGUGUCAUAUCAGGUGUGCAUACCAAUUGAAUUACACCGUCAUUAAAGUUACAUGUAUGAUGAAGUAAAUUAUUUUAGGUAUUGUGUAUACAAUGUAAUGUACAUGUACAUUCUACCAUGAAUAAUAUUGUACCUUAAAUUUUCUACUAGAGUGUUCUGAAUCCAAAUUUAUCUAAGUGUCUUGGUGUCUAUGUUAUUGAAAUAUUUACUGGAUGGAGGAUCUGUUGAUAUUCUAGCUGUUGGUGAAAAUCACUUUUUACUCAUGAAAACUUUAUUUCCACAUUAUUACGCAAGAAUGCCUGCUCGCGAAAAUUUAAUUCUUGUGUAUGCAUGUAUUUGUAUUACUAAAGAUUACAUAGAACAAUAACCAAAAUUCGUGACAAUUAUGUCUCACUUAUAAAUUACAAAUGACCAUCUUGCGAAAAUAAGGUAUCGCUAAAAUUUGGUGAACUACAGUAUCUAACACUUUUUAAUAUGGAUGUAUGUACAUUUUGUUUGUUUAUACUGUGUAUGAGAAGGAUCGAAUCCUCUUAUUGAUUACUAUGAAAAUAUAUUAGUACAAAUACAUGUAUCUCAAAAGAGUUGAAUAAGGUAAAUACUUUAUCAAGGAAAUCAAUAGCAAUGUAGAAACCAUUGGCCUGAUCUUCCAUAGUUUUAGUUUUUAGAUAGAUAUUGUGAUUUUUAUGAAAAAGAAAUAAAUCAAAAUUACAAUUUUUUUUUUUUAAUUCAUCCAUCCGUCAGGUUAGCUUAGUACUGUUCUAUUAGAUUUAAUUAUUAUAGUAUGGAUCAUGGUUACCCCCAAAAUUCAAUGUAUUGCAAGGUUUAAUACUGUACUAUUUAUGGUACAUGUACAUUUAUAUAAUUUUUCAUUUUUAACAUUCCAUAUUACAGAAGUUGUUUUUUUUAAUUCAUGCUUUAAUUUCAUAUGCAGAAUGCAAUUGUCUGAUGAAUUAUCUGCCAUAAUUAUGUACCAUUAAUGAUUUGAAAGUACAUGCAAAUAUUGGGGAAGGUACACUGAUUUAUUAGUAAUAUUUUGUUGUUUUUAAGUAAAUGAAAUAUGUGCAUAAUUUAAUGUAUGAACAAUAUAUGAUCAAGUUUUAAUUAUACAUGUAUAUCUUAAUAUAUAAACCAUAUUGGAUUUGGAAAAGGUUAUCGUUAA